Ectocarpus sp. CCAP 1310/34 is the source of this 2708-nucleotide messenger RNA. The record is from the annotation of a GenBank genome assembly. NCBI's taxonomy places the organism in Eukaryota, Phaeophyceae, Ectocarpales, Ectocarpaceae.
GCGGAAAGUGCACCUUCCACCUCGGGACCUUCUGCUUCGCAAGGCGCAAACAGGAGACGGAGGAAUCGAUCGCUGGAGAGCAGGGAGGGGGAGAAGGGAGGAAGACGUUUGAGCUACCGCGGCGCCUAGAGGAUUGUAUAGUACGCGAGUGAAGGGGGGGGGCGAAGUAUACCCUCGGCUUGAGACUUUUACACCGUCACACGAAGACGCUCCAAGCAUCCUCCACAAAACGAGACAGCGGCGCCUUGAUUAUAUUUUGCUGACACGCGGGCCGCCACGAUGAAUGCUGGAGGCACUUCAUUACGAACGUGGGUAUUAGCGGCGUUCUGCACAUCGAUACCACAGCCUGCGAGCGGGCGCGAGAGCAGCAAGGGCGGGAACCAACCAGCAGCGACAAGCGUUCUCGAUCGCGAUCGGGGGGGGUCUCCUCCGCCAAGCGGUGGGCUGUCGGGCGAGCAGCUGGCAGUGCCGGGGAUAAAAAAUCUUGGAAACACGUGCUUCCUUAACGCGGUCUUGCAGUCCCUCGCGAGCUUUCAUGUCUUCAGGGAAUACCUGGAGGACCUCCACACCUACAUGCGAGAGCGAGAGCACCAGGAGCACCAGGCGGAUAAGUUCGUUUUUGGCGCAGAACCAGUUUUAUCUACCAAGCCCCUGGAGAGCACCGUCUUCACGUGUGAGCUGCUGCAACUCAUGAAAAACCUCGAGCCGCAAGUGCCGCCGGCUUCUCCUGUCACACCCAUCAUCCCGACCAAGUUGCGAACGCUUUUGAGAGACAGAAUCGACACGUUUGGCAGAGAAGACCAACAGGAUGCCCAGGAGCUGUUCCAGAUGGUGAUGCGCCUUGUGGGCGAGGAAGCUGCGCUGUGCCUAAAAAAACGCAGCACGAGCAGUACUAGCCGAACAACUGCGCCCGGGAUACGCAUCACUGGAGGCUUUGCGGAUCUGAUGGAUACUGCUUCAAAGAAUUUGCCAGAGAAUCCGCUGCUGGGCUCCCUCAUGUACUUGCGGCACUGCAGGGGGUGCCAGCAGAAGUCGGGACGAUUGGAGAGAUUCGUCGACUUAUCGUUGACUCUACCGGAGGCGAGAAACCCCCACGUAGUAGGGCCCGGCGUGCCAAGUCCACCAGUCAACCUGGAAAAGAUCCUUGAAGAUUUCACCCGGGAGCAGCUGGUCGAGGACGUCGAGUGUCCAAAGUGCGCGAUGAGGAGCGCGAUGGAGGCACGCGAGACCCACGACGAGGAGAGCGAGAGCGAGGAGGAAGAGGAAGACGACAGCGACGACGAGGAGGUUGUGGUGCCACCGCAGAGGGUGCGGGCCGAUAUGCGAAUGUUGCUGGCGACACCGCCGAAGACACUCUGCCUUCACUUUCCGAGGCGGCAUCGAAGCCCAUCGGGAUCUGAGAUGAAACUCAAGCAGAGGGUUAUCUUCCCCGCACACCUAAACGUGGCGCGUUUCUGCUACGCGGGAGGGUGCCACACGGACAGCAUCGGCGUCCCCACGGCGUUUCAGACGAAGAGCAUGCUCGCGAACAGCCUUACGCAGCUGCCUCAGGGCCACGCCGUUAAGACAACUCCCGGAGCAGCGGGCUUGCCUCCGGAGGCGUUGCUGCCGACACCUCGACCACCUCCAUCCGCGAGCUCGCCGCCGCAGGCCAAGGCGCUCCAAUCGCCGCAGCCUCUCCCGGGCUAUAAGCAAGCUCUGGUCGGGGGAAGCGCGCAGGAAGCAAGCAUUGCUUACUCACGGAAGGAGCUGAACGGGUUGCGCAGCGGCAGCGGUGGUAGCGGCGGCGGCAGCAGCGUCUCUGGGAGCGUCGAGGGGGGACGGGACUCAAACGACGUGGGGAGUGUGUCGGGUAACGACGGAGCUAUGGAGUACGACUUAAGAGCUGUCAUCGUCCACAGGGGGAGCGCUGACAGCGGGCACUACACUGCUUUCCGCAAGGUUGACUCUGACAAGGGAAAGCCGGUAGAGGAGGAGGUACCAGCGGGGCCUGAACCGGUGUCGGAGGCACCGCGCGGGGAGAGAAAAGUGGGGGGAGGGUGUGCCAAGAAGGAGUGGGUGUAUAUAUCGGACGAGGAGGUGGAGAGGGUCUCCGAGAAGAGGGUUUUAAGCAGUCAAGCGUACAUGUUGUUUUACCGCCAGGGUUUAAGGUAGGGAUCAGGGCUGCUUGUUGUGAGAGCGUGCGUGCUUUCAGGAACCGGAACGUCCACAAGCCGGGAGGGAUAGUAUUGUAGCAUAGCUCUGGCUUGCCGUAAGAUUGUCGGUCUCUCUCAAUUACCGUGUGGUUUUACGUGUUCGUUGUUUCGUUGUCAUUGGUUCUUGUGGCCGGUACGAUUGCCAAGCGUUAAGCUUGGGUGUUACCCGGUAAACAAAAAGCGGCUGCACCACAGCAGGAAGUACACUGUUGCAGUCAUCAGAUGGCGUGUCGUGCGCGCUUUUCGUAUGGUUAUUGAUCGUUUGUGUCAGGACGGUUCUAAACCAACAGUGUGGCGUGACGGACGUAAAUCCCCAAAAUGGAAAAACUUUCUUCACGCUGGGUGUUCGAGGCCCGUAAUCUGUCCACAACACAUGAAAUGAUUCGAGUUGUAAAGCGAAAAAGCCUGUGUUUUCCAGGCUAACACACCUGAAAGUUUCACGUCCAUGCUCUCAGAGGAGCCGAUCCCCACCACAUUCCACUCAACGUUGGCCAGAAGUACCAAAUGAUAAGG